CCCCGCCCCCUCCUCGCACUCAGCCGCCCGCCGUUCCCCCCCUAAGCUUCGUCCUAACGCGGGGGUCGGUCGCACUCUCCUCACACUGUCUCGUGGCGGCGUCCAGAGGCGUGUUGGCCGCGGUUUGGAAAAAAAUAGUCAGCGUUUAAACGCCUGAUGAGAACACGGCCGGUGCUUCUGACGGCGGCAGGAGAAGCCCUAGGGAUGUGUGCGAAGCUGAGAGGUCCUCGAGGCACGCUACUGACUGGGUUAUGGCUACCUUUCCUGACCACAUCCCUGCUACUCCUGGCGCUGACUAAAGGAGGUGAAGGCGCUAGUGUAAGCACAUCAACGGAGCUCCCGCCUCAAACCCCGUGUCAGGUGCUUCUUGACGCUGCAUGCAGAGGUCUGGGCUACGAGGAGACGCCGCUGCCUGAAUCCUUACACCACAAGUUACCUAAUCAUGCAUCCGAGGAGCUUCUAUCCUUCCUACCUCUUCUACAGGUUGGGUGUUCUGAGGGUCUAAGGGAGUUUCUGUGUGCACUCUACAUGCCUGUGUGCACCAACUACGGGUUCCAUCUGCCCCCAUGCCGCUCACUGUGCAAGAAGGCGCGGGAGGGGUGUGCGGAGGCGAUGAUGGUGCUGAGCCUCUCGUGGCCGUCAAAGUUCGACUGCACCAGAUUCCCUGAACACCACGAGCUGAUGUGUGUCACCACCCUGAACCAAAGUAGUUUUGGAAGCUUCCCACCACAACCACCACCACCACCACCGCCGCCCCUGUUUUCCUCCCCUUUCCCUUCCUCCCCAGAGCCAUCCUUCCCCUCCCACCACAGUAUUCUGCUAACACCCUGCACCUCCAAUGCCGACUGUGUAUUUGAGAGGGCUGUGUGUCGCGGAGGUGAGUGUGUGUGUGAAUAUCCAAGAACGUGGGGACCAACGGGCUGUGAAUAUACUCAGAUCUUGGGCGGCCAAUGUACAUCUGAUAGCCAGUGCUCCUCUGUUACACUCCAUUCUGUAUGCAACAAUUCUGUGUGUACCUGCGUGCCUCCCCUCACGAGUUACCUGAACCAAGCAUGCAUCCACGCCAGCGGCAUCGGGGACAUGUGCUAUAAUGACGCCCAGUGCCGCGCUCUCAACAAGUUCAGCUUCUGUCGUCUAUCAGUGGCAGAGGUGGUGGGCGUGUGCGCAUGUGACCCCGACCAGUUCAUUGACUCAAGAGGAUAUUGUGUGCCGCGCCUCGGAGGGCGGUGCUACAAGGGGGACUGUCCCAGGCAGCUUGGCGCCGCCCUAUGCCAGCGGGGGAGAGAUGCGGUACUUAAGUGUUUUUGUCGCAAGAAGGCUGUGCAGAGGAGGGGCGUGUGUAUCCCCCCGGCGUAACACACACACACACACACACACACACACACACACACACACACACACACACACACACACACACACACACACACACAUACACACACACACACACACACACACACAGAUAGUAUACAGUGUUUACUCCAGGUGCCACUUCAAGACGUCCACUUCCACCAACUUCUAUGUCAGUUUCAAGGCUUCGCGCUUCGUCCUCACCCAAGCUUUCUUAAUGGCGCAAUACAUGGAGGCGGAGACCAACACGCUAUCUCGCCUGACACGGCCCCUUCUGUGCUCCCUCCAGUCACCUAUAUUUAGCUCACCUGGACACCACCUCGGAACAACAAACUAAAUUAGCACCUGCAGUACUACACAUCAUUCAUUAUUAACAAGAGUGAACGUAAGGGCUUUUUUAUAUAUAUAUUCGCUACUGUCUUGUAGUCUAGAUUUUUCAAUAAAUAUAAAGAAAA
Molecule: messenger RNA, 1802 nt
Organism: Portunus trituberculatus (swimming crab)
Lineage: Eukaryota; Metazoa; Arthropoda; Malacostraca; Decapoda; Portunidae
Biological process (GO): canonical Wnt signaling pathway; non-canonical Wnt signaling pathway
Cellular component (GO): plasma membrane
Molecular function (GO): Wnt-protein binding; Wnt receptor activity
Source: RefSeq, a predicted model, not a curated record